GUUGAUUGAAGAUGAGACAUGGCGCUCGACUGUGGCUCUCCACGCGACCCCCAUGCUCCACAGCUGUCGUUUGCUGGCUGCUUGUACAAUCUCUCGCGUGGAGCAGCGUAGCAGCACGCGCGACAACCCACGAUUUGCAUGAACAGGCCGAUGCAGCCGCGGAAUGUGCCGUCGAACGGUGGAUCGAUGCGAUGACCGAUGCCUCGACCUGUGCGCUGCGUAACACCAGUCCACUCACGACGCCUCACGAUGGAAAUAGCGAGCCGCACUGGCUGUGGAAUGACUUGGCGGAUGGGAUCAUUUCUCCGUACUCUGGGUUCUCGAACCUGACGUGGCCUGAUUUUCUCAACCAAUCAACCGAUUGGACUGCGAUUCGAGCAAGUUUCAUAGAGUGUGUGCUCGCAACGUGGAGCGCUGUGAUCGCUUGGCUCUUCCUCCUUCGCUUGCUGUCCGUUCCUGUGCUGGCGGGGCUGUUGAUGGUGGUCGAAUCUUUGCUGCCCCAUACGAGAUCGCUCGUGCUCUCGGCCUACCAGUCGUUUCGGUCAUUGGCACCUGGUACUCAGGCAGUCACCCUUGCGUCCUUCCUGUGUCUGGUCGUGGCGUGGCGGAAAGGGUACUUUGCACGCGCGGUAUUGGCGUGGAAACGUUUCAAGUCGAGAUGCCGUCAAGCGCACAGCAACUUCCGGCGGCAAGUGGCAGUCAAGUCCAAAAUUGCCGCGUUCCUCCUUCCCCACGUCAUCUACGCCAUAGUUUGCCACGUCGUGGCGACGUUUUCGCCGGCCCCAGUGUUGGGCCUGCUCUCCCACGGUCUCGUCUUCGCCUGGCUGAGCACAUUCUACCCCGUGUACAAAUCCAUCCGAGCCGUCAAGGCCCACAGAUACACUGACCAGCCCGCGACUGUGUACUUGGAACGAUCUCUGCACUACUGGAUCCUCUGGGCAUUUUACGUGACCGCGCACUGCCUGGUCACGACCUUGCUGCCGCGCUUCGUCCUCGGCUUCUUCCAUCCGUCACCUCUUCGCGUCAACUUUUUCCUCUACUGGCUGCAUGCCAUGAACGGCGCCCAAGUGCUCUAUCGCUUUGCGGUCAAUUACGUGUAUCCGUACUACGCGAGCCAGUCCGAUGCUGCUGCGAGUCUGUCGGUGGCAACCAUCGAGCACGCCCCGCCUGUUGCGUCGACCAACGUCGUCCUCCGCACGUUGACGGCCGUCGGACUCGUGUCCAACCGCACCGCCAACGUCAUGGGGGACCUGAUGGCUCAAGGACCUGCUCUCUGUGGGCUGGUGUUCCUUGUCACCCCCGGCUUCCUCACGAAUGUGGGUUGUGGCGCCGUCGCGUUCGCGUUUCCUGCGUACGUGGCGUUGGGCACGCUGGCCAGAAACCAGCGCCGGACCCAUGAGUGGUGGGUGUGCUACUUUACGGUCGUGGCGGUGGCCGAGUACUCGUUCGGGUCCCUGCACAGCGUGUGGGCGUGGGUGCCGUUCGUGUACCAUGUCAAACUGGUCGGGAUGUUGUGGCUGCAGUUCCCGUACUUUCGAGGCGCUCAGUGGUUGUUUGACGUGUUCUUCAACAACGUGCUGGUUGAUCCGAGGCGGUCAUUGGAACUUGGACCAAGCGCCGAUAUGCCGUCCAAUCCACCUGACCUGGCAGUGCCACAACCCAGCGAUUGAAACACUGUACUGUACAUGGACACACACCCCAUGAAGAGAGGUGAAAGAUGCUGUACUGUAACGGCAAUACAUGACAUAGUUAGCAGAGAAAAUAACAUUGACGAUUAGAGUGUUUAUAUUUCAACA
Molecule: messenger RNA, 1796 nt
Organism: Aphanomyces astaci
Lineage: Eukaryota; Oomycota; Saprolegniomycetes; Saprolegniales; Verrucalvaceae
Exons: 1
Coding region: 12-1670 (552 amino acids)
Source: RefSeq, a predicted model, not a curated record